UCGUCGUCGUCGUGAUCGGCCGAAUGGCGUUGGAAGUCGAACGACGGCGGAGGCGCAUCAGCGAGUGGUCACGUCGCCGUGCUCGACGCGACCAAUCGGCGAUCGCCGGCACGUCCCACGUGACCGAAAAAAAUGGAAAUGGUGGACGUAUCGGGUUGCAGGAUCCCGUCAGCGGAGACGAAGGACGAUAGAGCUGGGCAAGGGCCCCCGUCAUCCGUGUGAUCGGUGACCGUACGUGAAUCUUCGCGCGGCAAGCGAGCGUGUUAUCUCGCGCGGUAGAUAGAAUCGUCGCGAUUUCGAACGCGACCACGCGUAGCCCCGCUUGACGUGUGUGUGUGUGUGUGUGUGUGUGUGUGUGUGGCUGUGUGUCUGCGUGUGUGUGUGUGUGUGUGUGUGCGUGUGCCAGGUGCAGCAGGCCGGCGGUGCCUGUCUGUCUGCCUGCCUACCUGCCUGCCUGACUUGCUUGCCUGCGCGCUGCGGAUCGAUCCCCGCGACGGUGCCGAUCGCGGCAAGCGUGCGCGCGCGCGCGCGUGUUUACCCAAGUGUCAACCUGCCCGUAUUGUACGCGCUCGUGUCUCCCGGGGCUCGACCGAUCGACAAGGAAUACGAAAGCACGAAGGGGCUGAGAUCGGCGCGCGAACGCCUACCGCGAGCGGGCCGGUCGUGCGCGUGCGAUCCGCGACGUGACGAGAAGCGGAUACGACGAGAGGUGAAGGCGAGAGAGAAGACGGUAAAAAAAGAGAGAAAUCGGCGGUUGGACCUCACGACAAGAACAGGACAGAGAGCUCUUCCUCCACGCGGCGGACAACUCGGACGUGGAACCCGCGACCGACGGAAGAGAUAGGACACUUUUCUGACUUGGAAAAAGUUCUGUGCAAUAGAUGGAAAUGAUACAGCCACAACUGUGUUAAAUUAUUGCAAUAAAUAUGCUGAAAUACUCAAGAAGCACGAGAAUAUUUACAAUACGCUGAAGACUUUGAAUUUUUGUCAGAACAAGGAAACUAAGUUACUGCCUACCAACAAUAGCACACCCACGCUUGUCACCUGUUCAGUAAAUGUUGUGAUAAUAAUUUAAAUGCUAUCGGAGAGAUUCUAAUGGACAGUCCGUGUUAAAUGCAUGAUAUUAAGAUAAAGCAGGCUAUUCUACUACAACUUAAAAAAAUACUCUAACUCUUAAUGAACAAAUCAGGAACAAGGACCUAUUGAAUUGACUGAACAUAUAAUUCUAUUUAAAAAGAAAAAAUAAAUUCUCUAACGAUUCUAUUUUAUUACAUUAAUGAUUAUUAACCAAUGGUUGGAAUACUCUCUACGAUGUAUAUUGAGAAAAAUCUAGAAAUAAUUUAGAAGGGUUUUACAACUCCUUAUCGAUAUACUUUAUGAUUGGAAGAGAGAAAUACAAAUUUUUAUUUCAUAUCACAAAUUUACUUUUAAAACUUUAAAUGAUAUAUAUACCUAUGAUUAAAGUUGAUUAUUUCUCGGAAACCUAGCCAAUUGGCAAGUGUAUUUGGCACGAGUAAAUAAUCCAAGUUGCAUCAAAAAUAUAGUUAGAAUUAACACAUGUAAAUAAUCAUAAACGUUGACGUUGUAUGUUGCAAGCUUGUAAAACAAAAUGUAUAAUAAUUAUUUUAAACGCUUAAAUCAUUGGUUGUAUAUAACAAGUAAACAAAAAGAAGGAGAGACAACGUAUUUGAAAUAUUAUACAGAUGAUAGACGACACACUUGUUGACCCUCUUCAAUACAAGGGUUAAAAAUGGACAAUAGUGGAUCCGGAGUAGUGCAAGUAUUUGUGGGCGAAUGGAGCCCCGAAUAUGAGGCACUCUCAAUCAAAGCUACGAAACAAACUUCGUCAGCCGAGAUAGUAGAAUGUAUUAUUGAAAGACUCGGACUGGUUGACGCUUCCAUUUCGAAUGGCUACGAGUUAGCAGAGGUGGUAGGGAAUUCUGUUGGACAGGAAUGUAAGGAAAGAAGACUUGGCCCCGCCGAGUGCCCCGUAGCACUCAUGUUACUGUGGCCGAAAAAUGAUACUCAGCAAGAAUACUACAGAUUUUAUCUACGAAAAAAACAGCCAGAUUUAUGGUCUGACAGUAGAUUUCCUAUGGAUCCUCAACUCCUAAAGGACUAUUUUAAUAGAUUCCUUUUUCAACCACGUGACAAGGAAUACCCAGAUUUAUGCCAGCUUCCAGAUCUGAAUGAACAAACACUGUUGGAUAAUCUGAGGGCAAGAUUUUUAGCUGGCAAUAUAUAUACUUAUGUUGGCAGCAUACUAAUUGCCUUAAAUCCAUUUAAAUUUUAUCCCAUUUACAAUCCGAAAUAUGUAAAAUUAUAUCAAAACAGAAGAUUGGGUCCAGAUAUACCUCCUCAUAUAUUUGCCAUAGCUGAUGCAGCUUAUCACUGUAUGCUUAAGGAGAAGAAGAAUCAGUGUAUUGUUAUUAGUGGUGAAAGUGGUUCUGGUAAAACGGAAUCAACGAAUUUUUUGUUACAUCAUUUGACAGCACUUAGCCAAAAAGGUUCACAUGGUAGUGGUGUGGAGCAGACAAUACUCAGCGCUGGACCUGUUCUGGAAGCGUUUGGCAAUGCAAAAACGGCCCAUAAUAAUAACAGCAGUCGCUUUGGAAAAUUUAUCCAAGUAAAUUACAAGGAAAAUGGGAUGGUCCACGGUGCUGUGGUUCAAAAAUAUCUUCUGGAGAAAUCAAGGAUUGUUUCUCAAGGACGAAAUGAAAGGAAUUAUCACGUGUUUUAUUAUCUAUUGGCUGGCGCGAACGAGCAAGAGAAACAGUUAUUGCACUUGGAGGGCUGUGAUCGGUACAAUUACUUAAAUAAAAGUGGCUGCUACGGACUGGAAAAUAUCGACGAACGGCAUGAAUUCUCGAGAUUAAAACAAUCUAUGGAGAUGGUGGGCUUUACAGCAGAGAAACAAAGACGACUCUUUGCAGUUUUGUCGGCAGUUCUUUUACUAGGUAAUGUUGAGUUUCAUCCGAGAAAAUCGUAUCACCAUCAUGAUGAGGCUGUAGGUGUUAAAAAUCCAGAAGUAGUUGCAUUGAUAUCGGAACUUCUCCGAGUGAAACAAGAAACUCUGUUGGCUGCACUUACUGCUAAACGUGCAAGAGCUUCCGGAGAGACUUUAGUUAUUAACUACAGACUUCCCGAAGCGAUAGCGGCACGCGAUGCCAUGGCAAAGUGUCUGUAUGGAGCUUUAUUUGAUUGGAUUGUUUUGCAGGUGAAUCAUGCCCUGCUUUCUAAAAAAGAUACUCUCAGAGAUCAUCAAGGCAAUAGCAUAGGUGUAUUAGACAUAUUUGGCUUUGAAGAUUUCAAAACGUGUAACAGUUUCGAGCAGUUGUGCAUCAAUUAUGCUAAUGAACAAUUACAACAUUACUUUAACCAACAUGUUUUCCAAUACGAACAACGAGAAUAUAGAAAGCAGGGAAUUAGAUGGACAGACAUAGGGUAUAGCGAUAAUUCUGGAUGUCUCAAUCUCAUCGAAGGAAAACCGAACGGUCUGUUAUGUCUUCUUGACGACCAAUGCAAUUUUCCUGGUGCAACGAACGAGACAUUGUUGCAGAAAUUUAACACUGUGCACAAAGACAAUCCGUUUUAUGAAGCACCACAGCGUCGAGAAGCGGCGUUUGUCGUACGUCAUUACGCCGGUGCGGUCAAGUAUCAAGCUGCCAAUAUGAGAGAAAAGAAUCUAGACCUAAUGCGACCCGAUGGCGUUGUCGGAGUAUUGAAAAACUCCUCCCUUGCUUUCGUGCGGGAAUUGGUCGGUGCUGAUCCGGUCGCCGUAUUCAGGUGGGCUAUAUUGCGGGCCUUCUUUCGCGCUCACUUUGCAUUUCAAGAAGCUGGCCGAGCACAUAGACAUGGUAGAGUUGAUGGAAGCAAGACGUCUGUACAAAACAGAUACAGGACACCCAACGAAAAUUUAAUAAGUUCACAUAAACAUACUCGUCCACUGAGUUAUCAGAAGCAACGCAGUGUAUGUUUACCACCGGCUACUACUCCUUCUACCACAUUAUCUUCUAUACAAACUGAAAACAACGACAAUAUAAACAACAAUCGUCUAUCGUGGCCACAAUUUAGAAACAUUAAUCAGACGCAACACCUAUCAAACGUUACGUCGACGAAGGGUGGUUAUGUAUUACGGGGCAGGGAAGACCAGUCCCAUAUUAAUAAUAAAUUCAGACGAGAUAUUCACACACCGCUAGAGAGGGUGCUUCCAAAAGACGAAGCAAACGUCAUGGAACGCGCUAAUCAAAUUGUCAUGAAAAAUAAAUCGUUUCGACCGAGAGAACGCGGUAAGAAAGGUCUGAAAAAUCUGCAAACUGUAAAGACGCUUGCAGGAAGAACUCAGAGUUAUGGUACCGGGCCAGGAAAAGCCAGAAAGCAGCCUAUGACCGUUUCUGCACAAUUUCAGCAGAGUUUACACAGUUUAAUGGACACUCUGAAUCAAGCAAAUCCUUUCUUCAUCAGAUGUAUUAAGAGCAACGCCAAUAAAGUACCGAAUGAGUUUGAUGAAGAAACGGUUCAACGACAGCUACGCUAUACAGGCAUGUUAGAAACUGUCAGAAUAAGGCAAGCCGGUUUCAAUGUGCGGUUAACAUAUGAGGAAUUUAUACAACUCUACCGAAUGUUGCUUCCUAAGGGUCUUCUGAGCUCGCAAUCUGACGUGAGGGACUUCCUAUUGACUCUCAAUCUCAACAGAGAUAAUUAUCAAUUGGGUACUACUAAGGUCUUCCUGAGAGAGUCUGAAAAGAUCAAGUUAGACAUUGAACUCCAUCAACAAAUUAUAACGAGCAUUACCACUAUACAGAAAUGGUUCCGCGCUUGCCUGGAAAGGAGAAAAUUUCUCAGAUUAAAGAAUGCCAUUAUACAGAUACAGUCUUUCUGGAGAAUGGUCUCGGCGCAGCGACUAGCUCAGGUUCUUCGUGCGAGAACUGAAGCCGCAUUACAUAUACAAACUGCCUGGAGAAUGUACAAACAACAUAGCUGGUUUAAAAAAUUGAAGUCAUGCGUAAUUAUCUUUCAGGCAUAUGUCAGAGGAAAUAAUGCCAGGAAGAAAUUUGAUAAAUUAAAAAGACGAAAAAGAUCUUUACCAGACAAAAUUCAAGAAGUCAAGAAAGUUCAAGAAUACAAAGAACUUGUAUAUGAUAAAGUAUGCGCCAAAGAUAACGAAGAGUUAUUCGCGGAAGAUCGCAGUCUAACGGAAUAUGGUGAAUCACCUCGAAAAGUAGAAUCUCCUAAUCGACCCAUGUCAGCAAGGGGCGAUAACGCGUACCGAGACAGCACUUUGGAUACAACUAUCUCAUAUUCUAAACGAAAGCUCACUCCUAACAAGCGAAUUUUACGCGAUACACCGUUGAAGAACACUGAAACACAUCAUUUCGAUGAGAUUACAGAGCGUAAGAGUAGUCUUGAGAGUUUGACCAGCCUGAGGAGUUACGAAUCUCAAGCUAGCGUUAACAGUUCUGAAUCGCAAGAGAAUUCCGGCUCGAGACCUGUGCCGAGCACGAGAACGAAACGCGGUGAUCAUUCAUCAACGGUUGUAAAUCUAUUAAAUGCGUCCAGUCGACACUCCUCAGUGAGUAGAAGAACCGACAGUUCCUCGACGGGAUAUAGUGACGGUGAAGCUGAAAGCGAAACACCGAGCGCCGUACAAAGUGCUCCACCUGUUUUCAAUACGAGUCCACCAUUCAUCGGUUCACGUGACAUCGAGUAUCACUCCGCCAACGUGAACUUGACGCACAGUCCGAAUUCGGACAUUUGGCGUCGUAGAAUAGACUACUCUCCCGCCAAUUAUAGCGACUUUAUGCCGGUAACCCAGAAAACAACCAUUACUCGUUCUGCAAACGUUUCUCAUUAUAAGAAUGUAACGGACAAUGUUUUCGAACAAACCCGACAUGAAAAGCCCAACGAAGCUGCAAACUAUAAUGUCAAACUUGACACCAGCGAUCGCUUCGUUCAAAUGGAAAGCUUAGCGAGCGGCAGGCAACAACGUGGACUUAACGAUAAUAACGUUGCUAAUGAACGAAUGGAAAAUAUUCCAAUAUCGCCGAUAAAGCGAGAUCAAACCAAGCAUGGAUCUACUAAGAAUGUCAAAGAUCUUAGCUACUUGCGGCGACAAAAUUCGGAAGGAGAUACUACGAUGAAAGUUGUGGACGUCGAUGAUAGUGCUUUGAAGAGCACUUUAUUGAGAGGAUCAUCCCCGAGAGAAAGAAACUCGCGUUCGAAGGAGAAAUACGAGCCGGACGUGCCAGUGAGAAAUGCAAGGCGAAACAGGCCUUCGAGGGAGGUUCAGUGCCGAUCUAUGGGAGAGAGUGCAGUGGAAACUAACACGGACACGCGAAAUCUGCUUCUUGGCACGAUUAAGGAAAGUGACUUGAAUAAAACGACAAACGUAUGGUGUCGGAAAGAAUAUCCGCACGAGACUGCUUCUCGAUCUGUUACGGAUUGGCCUAUGAACAAGAAUGAAGGUACAUACAAGAUACAACAGCCCGGUAAACGUAUGAGAUCCAACGCGAUAACGACUCUCGAGUUACGAAGGAGAAACUCUGAUCCAGCUACAAAGAUCUCGGGUCUGAGUGAGGAUAAAAUGGGACAGGAUACUAGUUCAAACGAUUUGAAACUCGCGCCUGGUAUGAAUCUUCUCGAAUGGAAAGGUAACAAUCUGUUUACUUUGGCCGGUCAUCGUUUCCGAAAAGUGGCGCGAUUUGCGAAGGAUGACGUGUGCGUGUGCUGUCAUGAGAAGAUGGACGCAUUUGUGACGCAAGGCUACAAAUGUGUCGACUGUAAGCAGUUGUAUCAUGUCAAGUGUAUUCAAAACGGUGGAGUGCUGAAAAUGCCAUGCUUAUUGGCUAAUACGCCGAGCAGACGGAAAAAUCGAAAACCACCGCGCACACCGUAUGAUACUACGAAACAAACAGUAGCGUCCAAGUUUAAUCUAACCGGUACCUCAGCCUUUUCCGACAGCACGGAUAAGAUCAUUUCGGACGCCAAGGAAUUAGCGCUGAUGCAAGACUUUAUCACUAAGAAGAUCUACAAAAUGGAGAGUCAAGAGGAAGGGCGGAAACCAAGUGAGGUGGAUCGCGUUUUCAAGCAGGCUCUUAGGAAAUUCAAGGAUGAUCUGGUGAUCACAUAUAGCGUCGCCAUACAGCAAGGCGUAGAGGGCAACAUCAAGUACACCGAUUUGAUUGCCAAUUUUCUACACGUUAUGGAAACGGUUUGCAAACAAGAGAACACGAGGGAAGAUUUCCCUGUAACGAUGGGCGUGAAUGCAUUCAGAGGCUUUAUGAAUGAAUUCAUGGCGAUGGUUAAAACCGAAGCUCUUGAAAAACAAAGCAAGAGUAAACGAAAAAAAGAAAAAAAGCGGAAACAGGAAGAACCCAUACGACACGGGAGUCACAUGUUCCAAUUGACUAUUAUCAAUAUACCCACCGCCUGCGAAGUCUGCACGUCUUUCUUCAUGUGGCCUAUUGAGCGAGGACUCGUUUGCCAGAAUUGUAAAUUGACAUGUCACAAAAAAUGCUACAUAAAGGCGUCAGCAGAGUGCGGCAAGGAUGGUUCUCUGCUUGAAACAAAUUCUCACAAAGUAUUCGGUGUACCUUUGUACAAAUUGGACUGCGGUGAUGGCAAAGUACCACUCGUAGUAGAUCGAUUAAUUACGACUAUCGAGAUGCACGGUCUCUAUACCGAGGGUAUAUAUAGAAAAAGUGGCGUCAGUUCCAAAGUGAGAGAACUCAAAAUGAAAAUGGACGAGGGCGACUUAGAGAAGGUGGAUUUUGAAAAUUAUCAAGUGCAUGUUCUAGCUGCGGUGUUAAAGAGUUUCUUUAGAGACAUGCCGGAGCCAUUGUUGACUUACGAGUAUUACGACGAUUUUUUGCACGCGGCAAAUUUGACGGAUCCGCAUGAUCGAAUCGGCACACUUUUUGCCAUACUGAAGAAAUUACCGAAACCCAAUUAUGAUCUGAUGGAACGCUUGAUUGUUCAUCUGGCGCGAGUAGCGCGACACGAAGUGGAUAAUAGAAUGUCGCCAUCGGCUUUAGCCAUCGUUUUUGCACCGUGCAUCCUUAGAACGAACAGGACAUUGCCCGCGCAAGAUUCUCUUCAAGAUGUGGGCAGGCAAACGCGUUGCGUCGAAACGAUUGUGCAGGAAAAGUUGAGAGUAGUUAGAGCGACACUAGCGGAUAUAAAUACUCUCGAAUCUGCUUGUCACACAGCUACUCAUCGACUCUCCAGUUUACGAUCGUCCAAGAUUUUCAGCCCAGAGGAGUUGAACGUGGCUGCUGCGAGUGCUGCUGGACGGGCAGCUGCGAUGGAUCGCGAUAGGGAUCGAGGAGAUGAGGAAGAAGCGUUACUCGUCGAUCAUAUACAAGAAAUUCAAAAGGAAAAGGCUCUCUUGACGUCUACUUUACCCAGUUUAACGAGGGCUUCUUCGGACGAUGAUCUUCUCUUGUCAGCCACGGAUCUAGACGAUGGAUCUCUCGACGAUCUUCUCCCGUCCUCUGCUGACGGACUCGUAAGGAAGAAGCCCGUUCAAAGGCAAAGUUCAGCAGACAAUUCAUUUCCGACAAUUAUCAAUAUGGACGACGAUAUGGUAAUGGUAUGAAUAGCAUCCGCGAAUAAUGUUAACGUACAUUCUGAUCACAGUCCGAUAGAUGAUGAGAAAAAUAUUGUAUUAGGGCAGAGAAUCAAUAAUUUUAAUUGCUGAUCCUUUCAGCCAAUUACUGUGUUGAGACGCAUUAGUAAUUAUAGAUAGUUCGUAAUUUGUUGACUCCAUAAAAAAAGAUUUAAUUGUGUGACUGAGAUAAUUCCAUUCUCUUAUCAAAGUCAGUAGAGAUAUCUAAAACUAUUUCGUACAAUAUAUGGUUAGGAAAGAACAAUGCACAAAUUUUAACUUCGCCUCGUAACUUUAUUCAUAAUGCAUUCCUCCUUUCUUUAAAGACUGUCGAAGUAUUCAGAGGCGCAACGUUUCGUUCGUUUAUAGGUUCUAAAAGAGAUAUUAUUAACGCGCCACUUUACACGUUUUAAAUAUAAGAGAAGAAAGCACAGAAAAAAACUAGAAAGUAUUUAAAGAAAAAAGCGUAUUGUUCUUAAUAUAUAUAUAUAUAUAUAUACAUAUAUGUAUAUGUAUAUUUUUUUAAGAAAUUUCCGCUUAUAUCAAAGUGAUGAAGGAGUCAUACCGAAUUACUCGUUUUUACAAAUUUAUAUUCAUAAAAAUAUAAUUUAUUGUUGCAUUGUGUUGCAAUUCUCAACAAACGUUUUUUUAUGGAAAGUCUUUUUAAUAUAUAAAUACGCUGUUCUUUUGUAUUUGUUUAGCUUUAGUAGAUCUGCCACUUGAAAAUUAUUUCUUUCCAAAGCAUCUACUUGUCACGUUCAAGUAGAAUCGAUAAUCGACCGCUUUGAAUUCCUGCGAAAUUUUUAUUGUAUUUCAUUAUAAUGUCUGACGACGAGAGCCGAUUUGAAGUGUUAGGUUUAGGCGCAGGAAUUUAAGGAACGACCAAGAGAGAAAGAGGAAACCAAAACAUAGUUUGUACAUAUUAUACAAUAUAACAAUUUCUUAAUAAUCUGUUAUUAUUGUUGAAUUUACGCGAGAGACGUUUAACAAGAUUAUAUUUCUAUCUAUCGAUAUUCGUUGUAGGGUUAGCUACGUCGUUAUCGGGCCUUUACUUUUCGGUUUUAGUUUCUUCUCUGGAUCGAUUUUUACUUAACGCGUUUUUUCCUCAUGCUCAGAUGCGUCCCAGAGAUAUGUGUGCGUAUGUAAAUAAAUGCGUUACAUACAAGUACUUAUGUACACAAACAAAUUUGUGCACAAGACUAAUCAAACUGCUUCGCUCGAGAUUUAUUGCAUUUUUAAUAAUUUCAUUUUAAUUUCAUAUGUAUAUGUAUAUAUAUUAAAAAAUUAAGAAUAUUUCUUAUAUAUACAUAUGUGUGUUACUCAACAUGUCUUAGAUCUUUAUCGAUUCUCUUUUGUUGUUUACGCUGUUUUCUUCAUCUAUCCAUACAAAUUCGUAAAUCGUGCCACUUGGUACCCAAUAGUCUAACGAUUGGCGAAAAUCGCCAAUGUGAAAGAAAAGGAGUGAAAGAGAUUUCGAUUUCGCGUAAUAGAGUCUCUAUCCAAUAAGGAUAAUCAGAUCAGGUCUCCACUUACGUACCACGAACUUAAUUGAAUUCCCCUGUGAAUUAAUAGUUACGCUUGAUGAUGAUCCCGGAUAGAAUUGGUCAGUGAAUUGAGUUCCUUCCUUUUUAUUUCUUUUCUCAGCUCCGGUUAGCAAUUGAAUAUAACGAUAUUUUCAAUUAUAAUGGAUACAGUGGAUGGAUGGAGAAUUUAUUAUUACAGGCGCGAGAGUGACCUAUAUAAAUUUUUUAUUCAUUAUUUCCGAUCACAUACAUCAUACGUUCUGUUGCAUCCAAUCACCAAAGAUUCGACGCGCAGUUAUUUUUUUAUUCUUGUAUUUAUGUCAAUCCAAUAGUUUUUUUUUUUUUUGUUUUUUUAGUUUGCGUGCAUCGUCCGCUUUUUAAUAUUCAAACGCCCUAUAUUUUUUAAUUACUUUCGCAUAUACUUUAAAAGAAUGAAACUUAUAUUUCCGUCCUCUCUCUCGAUUAGAUCGACAGUUACGUUUGUGCAGCAGGUGAAUAUUUUAAGUUUCGCGUAUCGGCAAUCGAUGACGAGGUAAAAACUUCUUUUUCCGUUCAAUUAAAUCCCGUCUUUGAGUACUGGACCACGCGCGACUUUUAUCCGAAUAACUUUUAGAAUUAAGUCGAAUAAUUAAGAAAAAGAAAAGGAAAAGAAAAGCAAGGAAAAGAAUCAUUCGUUCUUUCAAAGCAUCUUUUUUUUUCUUAACUCGCAUCUCCGCGUUUACGUUCGUUUUAAGAAUAAUCGACUCGGCGAUGAUGAGUAUGAGAUGAGCAAUUAUCGUCACGUCAAAUCGAUCCUCGAUCGUUUUAGACGGUCUCGGAACGACUUUAAAUUGCCUUUUUACAAUCAAUAAGUUUUACGAAAUAUAAGCUAAGGUAAAUCGUUAUGAAAUCGUCUUCACUUUGCAUGGGGGAUAAAUCGUAGUGUUAUGUAAAUGUAACGUUACCUUUCUCAUCUAUAAAGCCAUGACAUCGUGCUCGCAGUGCACAAAUGACUUUAAGCGAAGCGGAACGAUCUUAACGGGGAAAAAAUUAUAGAGAAUACCUAUAUAUAUAUCUAUAUAUAUAUAUAUACAUACAUAUAUAUUUUUGUUACGUCCACCGAAUAAGGUUCUAGUGUGUCGUCCUACUUUAAUAUAUUAAUCGCGAGUGUUAAUACGCUGGUUUCAUCCGGUAUGCGGUAUGUUAAGAGAAACUUUUUUUUAUAUGCGACUGUUAUUUCGUUGAAGUGUCCUUCGACACACGGUUGACUCAAAGUUUGAUUUCACUCCGUUUUUUUUUUUGGCUAGUCCAUUGUUACAACAUCGAGAUAUAUCGAAUUGUUGAUUUAUUUCUCAUCUGUCCUACUAAUAAUAUAACCGAACAACCUAUAUUCUUCGAGAAUUUUAUUAGACAGUGGACAGAAUUUAUUAAUAAUAGAUAUUAAAUAAAACCUAAAUCAUACAUGAAUCAGCAGACUACUUCGAUGUGACAGAACUGGGUUAGUCGCGUAAGAUAAGAAAAACAAACUAAUUAUCGUUGUAUAUGUAAAGUAUCAUCUACACAAGCACAUACGCUUCUUUAUUGUGGAAAGUGCUUCGCUCUUGUAACCCGCUCGCGCGAGGCGAGCGAGGAUCGCGAUGUCGAUCGUGAUACGAGAUUUCUUCGAUGUUUCCUAUUUACGGAGCAAAAAUCUCAAACGCGAUUGUUCAAAUAAUGAAACUGCAAUAAAAUCCGCGCCUCUUUUUCUCAAGUUUCCACCAGUGUGUCUAAUCAAAUGUAAUUAAGAGCCUACACCAAAUAUACUUGUCGCCGCAAAUUCUCGUUCGGGAUUUUUGUAGCCGCAGAUACAUCUUAUCCAAGACUGUAAGGGUACAUCGGUUGUAGUAUCAUAAGGGCAGCGCGCAACAAUUCUUCAUGACAAUAUCGUUCCGCAGAAAGUCGCAAUUUCCGAUACACCCCACAGCUACUGCAACGACAACGGCGAUUCUCGCGCUCUUUUCUCUUCCGUUUCACGGUGCUCUCGUGUACUCUCGUUUUCUCUCUCUCCUCUCUCCCUCUCUCUCCCCCCUUUUCUCUCUUUCUCUCUCUUGAUUUGGUUUGCCGAGUAUUUCAUCGCGAAUCAUGGAUGUGUCUCGACGAAGCGACAUGUCAUUGGUUCGCAUAUGAUCUUCUCGGCACCGGGAAUCGAUGCAGCAGUGAACUUGAACGCGUGUUGCGAAUGUGGAAAACCGAACCGAAAUCGGUGCUGCAUUACUCGGCCGAAUUUUCAAAAUACGCUUAUUAUAAAUAGGUAAAAAUAUAUGUUUGCUAUGUCACAUGCGUGUGUGCGUGCGUGCAUGCGUGUGCGAUUCGUGUUUGAUUCCCAUUCGCCAAUCGUUUGAAAACUGCAUCGAUUCUCCGCCCGCUCGAAGCAUCGACGAUCAACGAUGAGAAUAUUCUUACGUUUUAAAUCUUGAAUGCGAAACGCAUCCUAUACAAUUGACGCAGGUUUCUUGAAAGUAAAAAAAAACAAUCAAGAGAGAGGCAAGAGAGCCUGAAGAAGAUAGUAUAGUUCGCAAUCUUCAUUGAGAUGUCGCGACAUUAAUGCUCUUCCUCGUUUGUAAAUCUAAGGACAGUGAGCAGGACAUUUACCAAUUGCUCGAAUCACAAAUAUCGUUAUACAGAAUGUUUUGUAUUGGAAAACCUAUAUUUUCUUGUAUACUUUACGCUUAUAAAAACCAACUAUAGCUUAAAGUGUAUUUUUGAUUAUAAUCCAUCUCUAAAGCUAAAUUAAAAUUAAAAUCAAAAUUAUUUAAGAACAUAGCGACGAGAUGUAGCACACAUCCUGCUUGUUAUAUUUAUAUAUGUGUAUAGCCAGAGUGUACCCGAUGGGAUGUACAUUAGUAUGUGUACACACACACACACACACACACACACACACACAGACACACGGUAGUGUAUUAGUCUUGAACGAACGAACUUCCUUAGCGGAAAUUCUAUCGGGUAUCGUAAUCUGUUAUAAUUGUUCGUUACAAUUAUUUAUAAAUUUUUCAAUAUUUGUUAUCUUGACACGGACCCAGAUUUUAAUUUCGCUAAGGAAAACAUCGAAUACGACUUCGCUCGAAAAAUAAGAUUUACGCACUUCUCUUAGAAUAAUAUGUAUACAUACCAUUUAUUUUUCUUCGAACGAGCGUGAUGUGUGAAAGUAUAUAUACAUUUUAUAUAUAUAUAUAUAUAUAUCCUGUGUGAAUAAUGCAUAUAAAAAGAUAUAUAUACAUAUAUAUUAAAAAUAUGUGCGUGCGUAUAUGCGUGUAUGUGUGUACGUCGUAAGCAUUUGCAAAAAUGAUGGAUAUCAGUGUCAUUUCUCGCACGAUGGUACGCUCGAAUGAGGACCGACACGAAUCACGUGCACGAUGGAAAUUAUAGACAUAUAUAUAUACACACAGCGAUGGAACAAUUUCGAGAGAGAUACAUGCGUGUGACGUGAUAACAAAACGCGCGCAAGAAGGGAAAGCGGAAUAUAUUUUCUCGACUCAUAGCUCAAAUAGAUUUCUUUCUCUCUCGUUUUUUCUUUCUCCCAUUUUUUCGUUUAUCCCUUGCGAUCUUCAUCCUGUAUUCCUUUCUUCACUUUUCGAUCGCAGUGAUGUGCACUGCGAUUUAUACAUAGUGAACCCGUUCGACUUUUCGGUAAUCCAUCAAAGGUAAAACCCCUGAAUUGUGGCACCGAUUUCCUCCUCGUAGUACGUAUGAUCCUUCAAACAAUUUCUUUUUUGAUUAUCUUCCGUUUAUCUUUUUUUCACAUUUAAUCGUUAAUAACUGUUCGCACUCUAAUAAUCGAGAAUCACCCGUGUUUUAUCGGUGAGUAAAAUACCGUGAAAUGGAUCGUAGGAAGGAACAAUUCGAAAGGAACCUCGAUGGGGACGAUAGAAAUGAUUUACGAAACGUAACGCUUAUCUCUUUUUUUUUUUCUCGAAGUAUUGACGUGACGUCGAUGCGAAGUAUGGUGAUUCUGUGAGUUUCACGCAAUCCGCGCGUAAUUGUUUCGGAAAUCGAUACUUUAGGUUUAGGAUCAAUUGGUAAUACGUAUGAAUGUAUUCAUUCUGCGUGCCUCCGAGUAUAACAAUUUCCGCGAAAGACAAAGAACGUUCACCCGCGUUUCGUUGAUCGUCAAAGAAUCCGCGCGAAGAAUCGGAACACCUUGGUUCAGACAUGUCGAAAGAUGAGACUUAGAUCGCGCUUGUAAACGAUGGCAGCGAAGGCGAGAUCGUCCGUUUCGCGAUGAAGAGCUUUAUUAACGGAUUGUUAAGACAAAGAGAGAAGGUGAAGGAGGAAGAGAGGGAGAAGGGUCAAUCUCCGUACCACCUCGCUUCCUUUUUCCCGCGACGACGGAAGACGAUCGAUUUCCGGUCCUACGGGGAGAAACGUAUCGAUCGCCUUCAGUACGGUGUCCACAACGACAAGCGUCCAUAGAUCAAAACUAAACGGAGAUUAAGAAGAUGUCGAGAGCGCACUUUUCUCAACAUGCGAAUGCGACCCCAUUAAUCGCGCUCAUCACGUAUGUACGCGUUUUUUCUUUUUUCUUUCCUUUUUUCCCUUUUUUUUCCCUUUUUUUCCGAGUUCGAAGAUUUACCGAUUUAGUUCACGAGUCUGUCUCGUUUCACUUGUAUGCCUGUCGGUGUGUGUGUGUGUGUGUGUGUGUGUGCGUGCGUGUGUCUCCGAGUAUGUAUUUGCGCCAAUGUGGCGUGUAAGGUCGUGUAUUAUUAGCGUGGAAAUGACGGUGAGCGAGAUCUACUUCUUCGUGAUGGAUUGUAAUUUUAUAUAAUAUUUGUAAGACAAAUUAAAUAUUAUGUACAGCAUACCUGACAGUAAA
Monomorium pharaonis (pharaoh ant) is the source of this 14956-nucleotide messenger RNA. Its product is annotated as unconventional myosin-IXa. Gene Ontology annotation, molecular function: microfilament motor activity; ATP binding; GTPase activator activity. Gene Ontology annotation, biological process: intracellular signal transduction. Gene Ontology annotation, cellular component: myosin complex. The record is from RefSeq and is a predicted model, not a curated record. Lineage: Eukaryota; Metazoa; Arthropoda; Insecta; Hymenoptera; Formicidae. The transcript has 15 exons. The coding region runs from base 1751 to 8596 and encodes 2281 amino acids.